AUGUCGAAGCCGAGUCUUACAAUCACCCACAUCACUACAGCUACUGCCAUUUUGAACGUCGACGGGAUCAAUUUCCUGACGGACCCAUUCUUUGGCUCGGUAGAGGGGACUCAAUAUGACUCCACCGAAGUUUGGGAGAAAGCGGACCUGAGUAUAUUUGGCUUGGAUAAGAUUCCACCACCGCCGCAUCUGGUCAACAAACAAGGACCAGCCCUGCGCCUCCAUGAUCUGCCCCCAAUUGAUGCAGUCCUGUUGAGCCAUGAAGAUCACCUCGACAACCUCGACCCCGAAGGCCGCAAACUACUUGACGGCCGGAGAGUCUUCACAACAAUGGACGGCGCAUCCAACCUUCGCCCUCGUCCUGGCGUUGUUGGUCUGCGUCCCUGGGAAACUGUCACCUCGAGCAUCGGCGGAAAGGUCUUUCGGAUUACCGGCACCCCGUGCAAGCAUUUCCCAGUCGGAGAGGUUACCGGCUUUAUCCUGGAGACGGAUUCAUUUGGGACUCAUUCCUCUGGAAAGCCUAAUGCGAUCUACUUCUCUGGCGACACGGUCUACAUUGAUGAGCUGCGGGAGAUUGGAAAGAAGUGGCAUAUCACUGCCGCCCUGCUUAACUUGGGCAAGGCUACGUUCAACUUUCCUAACGGCUCGGUGCAGAUCACGAUGGAUGGAGAACAGGCGGUGCAGCUGACUCGUGAUAUUGGCGCCGACUUUAUGAUCCCGAUCCAUUUCGAGUCCUGGAACCACUUCACCGAGGAUCGGGAGGAUUUGGCAAAGGUGUUCAUGCAGGAGAAAUUCAUGGACAAGGUGGUGUGGACGGUUCCGGGGGUUCCAAAGACGGUGUACUAG
This is a messenger RNA of Aspergillus terreus NIH2624, 846 nucleotides long. Its product is annotated as MBL fold metallo-hydrolase. The record is from RefSeq and is a predicted model, not a curated record. Lineage: Eukaryota; Fungi; Ascomycota; Eurotiomycetes; Eurotiales; Aspergillaceae. Bases 1 to 846 code for a protein of 281 amino acids. The transcript has a single exon.